ACCGUAACCGACAACUGAAAUAAAAUCAACACAAAUUCGCCACACAUCAUCAUUGACGCAACCGAGGAAAAAAACGUACAAACAUUGCACACACGCACGCCGACGCGAACGCACAGCAAACAAAUCACGCGUGCGGAGGGAAGCACACAAACGCAGAAUUGCAUUGCGGCGCUUAGUGUUUCGUGCAUAUUUGGUGUUGUUAUUAUUAUUAUAUUUUUGACAUUGUUUUUGGCUUGCUGCGCCGCAUACCGUGCACCGCAUUUUCGGUUGUGAUUUCUUGGCCACCAACGAGGUCGCUGUGUGAUUGCGGCAUCUAUUAACAUAACCUCUAAACGCAAACGAAUUUCGGUUUUGAGUGACAAACGGUCAGCAGGCCGCAAGUGAUGUAGUGGCCUAGUGAGUGUUGUGUUCAUACUAUUGUUGCAUAUGUGAAAAAAAUUAAUAUUGAACUUUUUGUGAGUUACGAGACAAGGCGGAGUCUGUUUAUGUGGAAAUUAAAAAAAAAAUUGCAUAAAAAAUCCGAUUUUCUACGCUAGUCAUUGGUGAUUGGCAACCGCUAACUUUGUCCAUUUAUUGUGGCCGCCUGAUACCAACACACUGUGGCAUCGUUUUUUCAGCCACAUUUCGUUUGAGAUUGCAGCAUGUUGUCAUAUUAGCGGCGGUGUAAACUGUUGAAUUUGAAAUAAAUUUUGAGGAAUGAUGAUCCUGAGUGAAGCAAGUGAAACAUUUGUGACAAGUGUUAAUUAUUAAGCAAUAUGUUACAAGUGAAUAUAUGGGUGUAAAAUGAAGUGAGUUCCUUUUUUCUGACGAAUGAAAUGUAUAAGAGCGGCCAAUGGUGUCACUAAAGUUUUUUUAUUGCUUUCACUGUCGAUGACGACGAGUGGUCAACCAAGAGAGACCCAUCAAUAAACAUAAGCAACUCCACCAACGGCUCCUCUAACUAACAUUUCCAUCGUCGCCGUGCUAAAAAGUAAAAUUUGCAAAAAUUGUCCGCCUCAAACAAGUCGCCUGCGGCCACAACCACUACAGAAUGCAUCUCACCACAACGACUAAUACCGUCGCCGCCAACAAUGCGGGCGCGACACAGAACAGCAGCAACAACACAAAUAAUUCCAGCUCAAAUAAUAAUGGCGGCAGCAAUAAUAAUAAUGCUACAAAUGGCAACAACAACAAUUCGAAUGAACAAAACACACCGCCAACAGCGGCUCAGCUGCUAAAUGAAGCCUACACAAAGAUGACGUCGGACAUAUUGGCGGAACGGACUUUGGGCGAUUUCCUUACCGAACAUCCCGGUGAGCUGAUACGCACAAGCAGUCCGUUGUUCGUCUGCACGGUGCUGCCGCCGCAUUGGCGCUCCAACAAGACGCUGCCGGUCGCCUUCAAAGUGGUGUCGCUGGGCGAUAUCAUGGACGGCACUAUGGUGACGGUACGAGCCGGCAAUGAUGAGAACUACUGCGCCGAGUUGCGGAAUUGUACGGCCGUUAUGAAGAAUCAAGUGGCGAAAUUCAAUGAUUUGAGAUUCGUCGGACGCAGCGGUAGAGGGAAGAGUUUCACACUCACAAUAACGGUAUCCACAAAUCCGCCACAUAUUGCCACCUACAACAAAGCGAUCAAAGUGACAGUGGAUGGACCGCGUGAGCCACGUUCAAAGACCAUGUUGUCGCUUUUAGGACAACAACAACAGUUCCAUUUCGCAUUCGGACAACGACCGUUCCAUUUCUCAGCCGAUCCAUUAUCGGGCUUUCGCAUGCCGCCAAUUGGGAAUUGUCAAAGUGCUGGCAAUACACAUUGGGGUUAUGGCUCAGCAUCCGCUUACUCACCCUACUUAGCUGGUAGCGGGCUUUCAUCCUGCACCACACCAACAUCGGCACAAUUUAACAAUCCAGCUUUGGGCUUCACCUGCUCCUCUAACGAUCAGUCAAACAAUCAGGACUUUACUGGCGGAACAAACCGGGAUUGUGUACCAAUGCUCCCCGACUCCACGGCAACCGAUUUGGAUCAGCACUUGAGUAAUUUGGUUGGCUCCACCACCGGACAGAUGACACACCAUAGUCUACUUGGCUCCAGCGGUCAAUCGGCGAUUUCUUCAACUGUCAACGGCGGCGUCGGCACAAAUUCAAUACUGGUGCCACGCUAUCACCACACCAACACCAACAACGAUUACAAUGUACACUCAAGUCAGAAUGGACCACGCAGCUUGAGCGACUCCUCGCAAGCCGAAUCGCCGGUUCAGGAAGAUCUACUCACUACGAAUACACCCAAUUUGGGGGGCGGUGGUGCCGGCGCUGGCAGCGGAGGUGGUGGCGGUGCCAAUGGUACGAACAACGGCAGUGCCAAUGGCAGCAGCGGCGCCGGCGGUGGCAGCGCAUCCAACUCAUCGGCGGCGAAUAACACGCUGGUCGGCGCCAAUCAAAACUUUCCCGGACUGGUUAAUCAGUCACAAAACCCGGCACACUAUGGCAGUGGAAGUGGUGCGGGCGUGGGUGUUGGCGUUGGAGGCGGUGGUGCAGGCACCGCUGGUGCCGGUUGCAAUGGUUCGCUAUAUCCCGUCUUGCCGGCUAGUCUACUCUACUCACAACUCUACACAGCCGCCAAUCAGACACACGGCUUUCAUUCGCAUGCGCUGACACCGUCACAUGCCUCACCGAACUCGUCUGUGCAUGGCGCCGAAUUACAAAGCGUUAUGGAUCAUAUCAACAAUGUGGGUGUCGGCGUAGGUGUGGGUGUGCGGCAGCAGCACAACAUCAUGACAGGCGGCGGUGUGACGCAUCCCGGCGAUUUGACGCUGAUCGGCAAUUGUGGCGCCUCGGUGCGCAACAUCGAAGACGGCAGCAAUACGCAACGGCAGGUGGCUGCCUUGGCGGCACACCGGGGACACCACACACCCACCGAUAAUGGGGGUAGCGUGUGGCGGCCAUAUUGAGGUCAGGUGCUCUGGUGCGGCUCGGCCGUCCUAUAGUGUUACGAGAACCUGGAGAGCGAGCGUGAGAGCGCCGGCGGCACCAGUGAACCGACAAAAUAUUGGUAUGGUUGAGGUGGGAGUGUGGUGAGUUAGUACUUAGAGUGGUGUAUUAAGUAAGUGAGCGUGAGCGAGAGUGCGUGGAAACUGAAGAAGCUGGAACGCCACACCAGAUUUGUGUAUAUUCUUAUGUAAAUAACUUAGUCGCCGACCUGAAGGUGAGCGCGUAACUUUUAAAUGUGACUUUGUAAACAUUUUAAUGCAUAAAAGAAAACUAGUCGAAUUUGUUUUAAAAUAUUAGCAUUAGCCAUAAAUAGUCAAGUUGUUUUUUAAGUAUUAUUUAAUUCAUAUUAAAAAGUCUACAAUUAAUAAACUCUAUUCGUAAGUCU
Zeugodacus cucurbitae (melon fly) is the source of this 3348-nucleotide messenger RNA. RefSeq names its product runt-related transcription factor 3 (gene RunxA). Gene Ontology annotation, molecular function: DNA-binding transcription factor activity, RNA polymerase II-specific; RNA polymerase II cis-regulatory region sequence-specific DNA binding; ATP binding. The record is from RefSeq and is a predicted model, not a curated record. Gene Ontology annotation, biological process: regulation of DNA-templated transcription. The transcript has 6 exons. Lineage: Eukaryota; Metazoa; Arthropoda; Insecta; Diptera; Tephritidae. Gene Ontology annotation, cellular component: nucleus. Bases 1031 to 2923 code for a protein of 630 amino acids.